Molecule: messenger RNA, 2150 nt
Organism: Quercus lobata
Lineage: Eukaryota; Viridiplantae; Streptophyta; Magnoliopsida; Fagales; Fagaceae
Product: Protein kinase superfamily protein
Exons: 2
Coding region: 72-1445 (457 amino acids)
Biological process (GO): protein phosphorylation
Molecular function (GO): protein kinase activity; ATP binding
Source: RefSeq, a predicted model, not a curated record
UCUCUCUCUCCAACAAUCGCAACUCUCUCUCUCUCUCUCUGUCUCUCUCUCACUCUCGCUUUCUGUGCAAAAUGGAGCCAUGGCUAGACGACUUCACCGACGACCUUCAAAGCCUAAGCUUCACCUCCACAGCCACCACAAACACCACCGCCGACAUCAACCGAAGCACGAGCUCCGGCUCCGAAGCCACACUCACGGCUUCCUUCGGCUCACUCGGCUCCACCUCGACCACCAAACACCACGCGCCUUCCUCCGACCCUUGCUGGUCCGCUAUCAACCGGAUCCGCUCCGAGCUCCAGACCCGCCAACUCUCCCUCUCAGACCUCCGCUUCGUCGCCCGACUCGGCUCCGGCGACAUCGGCUCCGUCCACCUCACCGAACUGAAAACAACCGAAACGAACUGUUGCCUCUUCGCGGCGAAAGUGAUGGACAAGAAGCAACUGGCGAGCCGAAGCAAAGAAGGUCGCGCGAGGACGGAGAGGGAAAUUCUGCAAAUGCUGGACCAUCCUUUCUUGCCCACGCUCUACGCGAGCAUCGACGCGCCGAAGUGGCUCUGCCUGCUGACGGAGUUCUGCCCCGGCGGCGACCUCCACGUCCACCGUCAACGCCAACCGUCUAAACGCUUCGCCGAAUCCGCAGUCAGAUUCUAUGCGUCAGAGGUGGUGGUAGCUCUAGAGUACCUUCACAUGAUGGGGAUUGUAUACCGAGAUCUAAAGCCAGAAAAUGUGUUGAUUCGAUCCGACGGCCACAUCAUGCUUACCGACUUUGAUCUAUCAUUAAAGUGUGACAGCUCUACAUCAACGGCUCAGAUAAUUUCUGAUCAAAACCCACCAAUCGUGGCCCCACAAAAGGACUACUACCCAAUGGAUCCACCUCCAUUCACUUCGUCUUCAUGCAUUAUUCCCAAUUGUAUAGUCCCCGCUGUAUCGUGCUUCCACCCCAAACGCAAAAAGAAGAAGAAAUUGGGCCAUCGAGGUGGGCCUGAGUUUGUGGCCGAGCCCAUUGAUAUUCGGUCCAUGUCUUUCGUUGGGACCCACGAGUAUUUGGCUCCGGAGAUUGUGUCUGGUGAGGGGCAUGGUAGUGCUGUGGAUUGGUGGACACUAGGGAUAUUUAUAUUUGAACUAUUUUAUGGGGUCACGCCCUUCAGGGGCGUGGACAACGAGUUAACCUUAGCUAAUAUCGUGGCUCGAGCCCUCGAGUUCCCAAAAGAACCUGCCUUGCCCGCCACGGCUAAGGACCUCAUAUCACAACUAUUGGUUAAAGACCCGGCAAGGCGACUAGGGUGCACAAUGGGUGCCUCAGCCAUCAAGCACCACCCAUUUUUCCAAGGGGUCAAUUGGGCAUUGUUAAGAUGUACACCCCCACCUUAUAUCCCUCCCCCAUUUAGUAAAGAAGUUCUGUCACAUGAAACUUGUUGUCCUGAGACUUCAGUGGAAUAUUAUUAAGAAGAAAAAAAAGAUCUAAUAAUACAAAGUACAGCUAAUGACUUGAUUGGUCGAAUUUUUGAUUUGAUCGUAGAUUAGAAAGUUUACUAGGAAGUGAGAUAUGGAUGAAUUAUUGGGAGGUUAGAAGAGUUGCUAUCAUACAGAUAGGUAUUGAAAGCCUUGCGAUAAGCAAGGUAGGCAUGAAAUUGAUGGGUAGCAGAUAAAAUUGAACAAGAAUAUUUUUGGUUUCUCAAUCUCACACGAUGAUAGCGACAACCGGUUGUCAACUUCCUAUUUCCAUUUUGUUUUAAUAUUUUGUGUCUUUGGAAAAUAAAAUUCCUUUGGUGGUUUAUAGGGCUAUAGAAAUCAUUGUCAACGCUAGAGUGUGGAAACUUUGGAUCCCGACAACUUAAAACAUAAACAAUGAUAUUGACUUCGGGGAUGGAUGAUAUUGAAAAAGCCGGUGGCACCGCGUAGUUGGUUGUCCGCCGAUCGCGGGGGCGGAGCCAUGCCCAAGGGCAUGCAUCGUGCUGGGUUGUGUGUUUGCUUGCGAAGAACAGGUCCCCACCACGUGAUCUGCUUUGUGCAAGGAAAAAAAUGUGGGGCUGGGCACAGUGCUCAGGAUAGCCAGUCUUUAGUUUGUUUUCUUUUUGGUGAUACGCAUGAUACUUGUCCUCGUUCACUGUAGUAUCGUUUAAAAGAAAAAAUGAAAAGAAAAAAAAAAAA